Messenger RNA from Micromonas pusilla CCMP1545, 1885 nucleotides. RefSeq lists its product as uncharacterized. Gene Ontology annotation, molecular function: DNA (cytosine-5-)-methyltransferase activity; DNA binding. The transcript has a single exon. Gene Ontology annotation, cellular component: nucleus. The record is from RefSeq and is a predicted model, not a curated record. NCBI's taxonomy places the organism in Eukaryota, Viridiplantae, Chlorophyta, Mamiellophyceae, Mamiellales, Mamiellaceae. The annotation marks the transcript as partial. Gene Ontology annotation, biological process: negative regulation of gene expression via chromosomal CpG island methylation.
CAGACGAAUCGAUAAAUUGCAUUCAUGUCUAGACUACGAGUACACCUACGUGCGUGUACAGUAACUUGUACGAAAGUACUUUCGUACCUUCGUACGAAUGUAGUACACGUACACAUACAGUAAAACGUACGAAGGUACUUUAGUACUUUCGUACUUUCGUACUUUCGUACGAAAGUACUUUCGUACUUUCGUACGAAAGUACUUUCAGGGCUGCCACAGAGGCACGACUUCAAGCAAACCUUGUCCUUCUUUCCAUAAAUAGAGCACGGACUCGCUAUUCAACGCGGGUAUGAAGGUCGUCAGCUUGUUUUCCGGCAUAGGUGGUCUCGACCUAGGUCUAGAAGAAGCCGGGCACGAGGUCAUCAUGCAAGUAGAGAACGAUCCUCACUGCUUGCAGGUGUUACAGCGGCACUUUCCUGGAAGAGAACUUCGUCGCGACGUAGCUGAGCUUUCAGACCUUCCUGCAGGAGCGCAAUUGCUCGCUGCAGGAUUCCCGUGCGAGGUCCGGCACACUUCUUUCCUUUUCCCCGAUUACCACGUUAUCUGUUGCCUUCACAGGACGUCAGCACGAUGAACCCAAGUCGGCCAGGUCUCCGAGAUGGUAUGCGCACCGCACUGUGUUCUCAUAUUUUUCGCCUGCUUCGCAGAACUCGCGUGCCUUGGGUUCUCUUGGAAAAUGUUCCGGGCUUGCUGACGUGGCAUCUUGCCAGUGAUCCACCUCAAGAACCUGCGAUAGCAUACAUCGUGCAAGAACUAGAAAGUUUGGGUUACAGCUGGGCCCACCGCGUUGUCAGCUUAUCUGCGUUUGGUUUACCGCAGCGACGCCGUCGCGUAUUCAUCGUCGCUUCUCUCCAUGGCGAUCCUCGAGACGUAAUUCUUUCGACAGAGAGCAUAUGUAAGGGACAGUGCAUCGAUGUGAGCAAAACAGACGGUGACAAAAGAUCUGCUGCUGAGUGUUAUGACUGCUUCAUGACACCUCCGCAUGUCACACCAAAGAUAUCCGUCACCUGUGUUGACCUUGCCGAGAAGCGAUUUUGUCCGCUAGCGCAUGAAAUAUGCACGUUGACUGCGUCAAAUGGGAGACGUCUGUGCAUGGUGGAAGAUCUAGGUGAAGGUAAAGGUCGUGCUUUCAGGUUUGAGGUCGAAGAUGCCGAGCGGUUAAGUGGCUUCCCAGUUGGUUGGACAGAGCCUUGUUUCCCUCUCAAGAUACCUGGCCGUCCGUGGAUGAGAGCGGCCAAUACUCAAUCGAGCUAUAUCAAACGAAUGGAAUUGCUUGGCCGCGCGGUCUCAGUACCGCAGGCUUACUGGAUAGGGCAACGACUCAUGAGCCCUUAUGAGAUUAAGUUUUCCCGAGAAUGUGAAGGGGUGAAGUUUUCUGAGCCAGUUCCCAGGCUUUCGAGUGUUGCGACAGAAAGUCACGAGAACGACACUCAACUUCACGCCUGGCCUUCAGCAGCAUGGAAUAUCAUUUCUUGCCCCGAAAAUAUCGAAUUGUCCACUACCCAUGACCCAAGUGGUUUAUUAUGGCGUGGCAGACGAGGCCUGCCUCGCGUGGCAGAGACACCAGAGAUUUGUUCAUUUACCCCAUUGGGCGAAUUUCUGUCUUCAGCACCACGUCAAGAAGUCGAUCCCGAUGCACUUUCAGGGUUCGUAUCGCGUGCUGUGGAACACGGCAUAAACUUGGAUCCGUUUGUCUCCCACGCCUUUGGGAUACGUGUUCCCGCCACGCCACACGCCAAACAAAGAAAGUCACCGAAACCCAAGGUUUCUGCAGAGCAAACUGAGGGUGAGCAUGCCGGGAAGGUUGUUUGGAUCCCCACAAAAAUUAGCAAGACGGCGUGUUUUUGGCCUGGAAUCGCUCUGCAUCUGGACGAGGAUCGAGACG